CUUUGCACACGUUCUCCUCGUGAUCUGUGACAGGGACAGCGGCGCGCCUGAAAUUCUGUCACCGCUGACGUGUAUGGGGCAUUUUUAUUCAGGUGUGAUAGAGUAGGGAUUUGAGGUUUACCACAAGACCAUGAGAAUAAAUGAGAACACAUUACUGGAAGGAAAGUUAGCAGUGCUGGUGCCGUACAACCCAGAACAUGUUCCAAGGUAUCACAAGUGGAUGAAAUCAGAGGAGCUUCAGAAACUGACUGCAUCCGAGCCUUUGACACUGGAGCAAGAGUAUAAUAUGCAGCGUAGUUGGAGAGAAGAUUCUGACAAAUGUACAUUUAUUGUUCUGGAUAAGCAGAAGUGGAAUGACCCUGCAUUUUCAGAAGAGGAUGCCAUGGUUGGAGAUGUGAAUUUGUUUCUAACAGACCCUUGUAAUUCCAAGCUUGCAGAGAUUGAAGUCAUGAUUGCUGAGCCCAGUUACCGAGGAAGAGGUUUUGGAAAGGAAGUGACCCUUAUGAUGCUGUAUUAUGGCAUAACCAAGCUAGAGAUUACCAAAUUUGAAGCAAAAAUUGGAUUACAAAAUGCUGUCAGCAUUUCUAUGUUCCAAGCAUUUCACUUUGUACAGGUUUCUGUCAGUGAAGUGUUUCAAGAGAUGACUCUACAGGUGUUAGUAAAUGAAGAGCGAAGACAAUGGUUUUCGGCAAAAGCAGACUUCAUGAAAGAAAAAGACUACAGAAAAACCCAACAGCAGAGUAGGGAGACUGGAAGCUAGGGUCCACUUAAACAUCCUGUUUGCUAACCAACGAGGUAGUGCGUGGAAUUUUGUUCCCAUGGAAACAGUUUGUUUGUAGUCUUGUGUUUUCGCAUUUCUCAAUUUCAGAAUAGUAUUCUGAAGGCUGAGUUCAACAGUUCUACUUUAUACAGUAUUAGUCACUUCAAAUUUGUAUUUAAUCAGUGCUUUAUCUGUAUGAGGAUUAUUUAGGAUCACCUUGUACAGUUUCUCAUGACCUACUACCUCACACCUCAAGCAGUCAUCUUCUGGGGCACAGUUUUUCUUCUUGAUCUGUCUUUCAGUAGUUUUCCUUUAAUUUGGCAUGGCUACUUGUCUAGAGGCUCCGAUCAAGAGGACUGGUUAUUUUUACCUCAGAAGAGACAACAGAGGUACACAUGGAAGACAGGUGUCUUUGGUCUGUGAUAUUCCAUUUAUUAUUUUUAUUACAAACAAAAACAUGCAGUAAUUCUCUUCCACUCUACUGUUGUUUGUCUUCAUGUACAGCCUCAUAUCAUCAGUAAAUGGUACAUUACCUUUAAGAGUACUUACCCUCUCUCAUUAGACAAGUUGAAUGUACUUUGCCAUAUAUUUGAAUUCUCUGACUCUAAAUUCCAAAAAAGAAUGUUCUCUGUAUCUGCAUUUGUUCAGCUAGAUACGUACCUCUCUUUCCUGAAGCCACUUCUUAGGCAUGAAGUGACAGUCAUGCAUUCUUUUUACAGCAGACAUCAUGCAGAAAAAGAACAUUACUGCUGUUAAACUGUGCUUUUUAUUACAAUUUUUAUUGUCUACAUGUGUAGUGAGUAUAAAUUAUGACUGAAAUGAUAUGUAAAAUGUUUCUGAAAAAGAGUAUCAUAAUACUGAUGGCAAACGGUUGUGCAACAAGAAUGACAUCAAAGUAA
Protopterus annectens (West African lungfish) is the source of this 1659-nucleotide messenger RNA. RefSeq names its product N-acetyltransferase 9 (putative) (gene NAT9). NCBI's taxonomy places the organism in Eukaryota, Metazoa, Chordata, Ceratodontiformes, Protopteridae. The transcript has 7 exons. Gene Ontology annotation, biological process: protein acetylation. Gene Ontology annotation, molecular function: N-acetyltransferase activity. The coding region runs from base 131 to 760 and encodes 209 amino acids. The record is from RefSeq and is a predicted model, not a curated record.